CGUGCUGGAAAGAAAGCAGGAAGAUAAGCGGCAAGACGAAGCAGAAGACAAGGACCUGGAAGAGGAAGAGGAGGAGGAUGAUAAUGCGUUCAUCGAUGACACAGUCGUGUCGGGUUAUUCACACAGGCUUCCAGUUGCAUCCUAUGAGCCGGAGCGACCUGCAGAAGAUUCGCCAAAGGAGAGGCAUUUCCCACUAGGGCUUAUGGCAGAGCUGCUGUCUAAGCAACAGGUUCAGCAGUCGGUGGUAGAUGGCGCUGUGCGCGUGUCACCGGGGUCGUCGCCCGUGCCACUUCGUGUGCAGCAGAAGACGAGCUCACUGCCAGACACUGGACGAGCCAAGCCUCCUCCACCGGCUCGCAGCGUCUCCCUCACUAGCAACUCGCUAGAACGCGGCAUGCAGCCGCCGGGCAGCGGCUCCCCGGAGCGUGGCGUGGCGCCACCUGCUGGCCAGUCACCGGCCAAGACGUUUCACGGGCAGCAGGAUAGUACGAGCUCACAGGAGGUGAGACACUCGACGUUCCAGGCGCCGACAUUGCAGGAGCUGAGAUCUGCCAAAGGUCAUCACUCACAGGAUUCAAUCAGCAGCAUAUCAUCACGCGACAGCGGCAACAUCAUCUUAAUAUCAAGCAAUAAGUUGGAGACCAGUGAUACAGUGCCUGCUGCUCCUGCAGGCAUGAUACCGACCGCGCAAGGAGUGAUAGCUGGAGGGAUGCUCAACAUGUCUGAGUAUAGUGGUAGUGGCAGCCGAAGCUACGCCGGUCGUGAUGCUGAUCGUAAGAGUCACAACUGGACGACGUGUAAGGUCACUGACUGGUCAGUGGCGCAGGUGUGCCAGUGGCUUAUGGCUCUUGAGCUGGAGCAAUACAUCCCCGAGUUCAGUGGGAAAAAUGUAGAUGGAAAUCAGCUCCUGAUGCUGGACAGCUCCAAACUAAAGAGUCUUGGUGUGACGGACAGCAACGACCGCGCGAAGCUGAAGAAGAGGAUCAAGGAUGUGCGGGCCGGCUUCGAGAAGGAGAAAAAGCGCGAGGAGAAGGAGCAGAAGGCGCGCGAAAAACAGAUGAAGAAGCAGGGCAGGAAGACGACGGCAAAGUGUUAGCAGCCGAUGAUAACCCUGGUCGCACACCUUUGUACAGAGACGCACGGCGAGUCAGUGUCGGGGGUUGAUUUGUUUGUGCCAGAUCGAAUCAAGGGCUGAACACAGCAGAGCCACCGGGAGGAGCGCGUGGCUGGCUGUACGAACCCUAUGCAAGAAUAUUUUGCUACAAAAUUUAUUUAUUAAGUGUAUACGUGCGUGUGGUGAUGUGUUCUGCUAUCGCGUAGAAGUAACCGGAGAAACUCCGUUGUUCGUGUGGUCGGGAGAUUGAGAAUUUGCAGGUGCAACUAUGAGACCAGUGCAGUGGGGCGUGUAAAAAUCCCCAAUAACCCCCCAUGUGUGCACAUUUAUUUUGCUCUAAUGGCGGAUGUAGGGAAAAGUUUGCUAACGAUUAAAAUCACAGAGUAUUUUCCUCGUAGAUAUUAAGAAGGGAAAACGGACGACGUUUUUUCAGACGAUAUCAUUUUCUACGAUUCCGGUGCUGUCCCUUAGUUACGAUGUCUGCGGUGAGCGGGAGGGGGGGGGGUCUGACACCGACGGUUACGGUGGGUAGGCGACUAAGGAGCUGGAGUGGAGGCGGGUGCAGUCAGAUCCCCCAAGCUGUACGAGUUGUCACCAGGUGUUUGGGCCGCGCGUGGCGGUGCGAUUGCAGAUAUUUUCUCCCCCUUUGUAAAUAAUUUUUUGCGUGGUAGUGCAUGCUUGUAAAGUAUUGCUGGCUCGGAGUUACGCUGAGAAUCGCCAGGGCGAGUGGCUCGCCGGCUGACUGACCCUGGUGGGGGUGUGUAGUAGGAUUCCGGCGUCUGUCGUGAUGGGGGAAUCCGACCGGAUUACGCCGUAGAAAAUGUUGCAAAAUGUUGUACGAAUGUUGGCGUCGACACGAUGAUUUCAUUGCCUCGGCUUUAACGCAUUGCGGGGCACAGAACAGCCGAGCUAUUUAUAACUACAGACACGUUGCGUCUGUGACUGCGCGGAACGUUAGGGAUGUUCUUCCGUGAAUGCGACGCGUGGAUGCUGCUACGCCUCGAUGACGUACAUCUCUCUCUCUCUCGAUUCGUCGUCUCUCACUGGCUCGGUGAUAUGUAAAUCGCUCGUUGUCUCACAAGAACGGUAUCUGGCCGACGAAAAGCUGACAAUGGCUUUUUUUGCGGUAGACGACUCCCGCGCGCUGUGUCGGGUUACUCAAUGUUUUGCCCGUAUGAAAUGCUGAAGUUAUUGCGUGUUUCUCUCAUGCAUGGGUACGGCGCUGGUAAUUUGUCGUGUUGGCACAUCCACGCUCACACUUGCAGUCAAUUACUUGUGGGGCGGGCGUUGUCGGUUGUGCGAUCUCUGUUACACACAGCACACCCUGCAUGUUAUAGAUCACCGGUUUUUAUUGCGCCCAUCACGGCAUGAUUAAAAUUAAUUAGUGAAUUAA
Molecule: messenger RNA, 2507 nt
Organism: Priapulus caudatus
Lineage: Eukaryota; Metazoa; Priapulida; Priapulimorpha; Priapulimorphida; Priapulidae
Exons: 7
Coding region: 203-1096 (297 amino acids)
Biological process (GO): neuron projection development; calcium-mediated signaling; actin filament organization
Cellular component (GO): actin cytoskeleton; dendrite; postsynaptic density
Molecular function (GO): actin filament binding
Source: RefSeq, a predicted model, not a curated record